Oppiella nova is the source of this 1166-nucleotide messenger RNA. NCBI's taxonomy places the organism in Eukaryota, Metazoa, Arthropoda, Arachnida, Sarcoptiformes, Oppiidae. The record is from the annotation of a GenBank genome assembly.
AUGCAUUGUAAAGCCUGGCGUGGAAUACAACGGGAGAUCUGUUGGCCACCGGUUCUAACGACAAGAGCAUCAAAAUGAUGAGAUAUAAUGCGAUGACCAAUGAGUUGGAAGGGGGAGAGGCCGAGCUGACUAUGCACGACGGCACUGUUAGGGACAUGUGCUUCAUGGAGGACCUCUCCAACGGCUCCAGUCUUCUUAUAUCUGGCGGCGCCGGCGACUGCAAGAUAUAUGUCACCGAUUGCGAUACUAUGACACCAUUCCAGGCACUCUCCGGACACUCAGGCAAUAUCCUCUCACUGUACACAUGGGGCGGCGCUAUGUUUGUCAGUGGAUCUCAGGACAGGACUAUUCGCUUCUGGGAUUUAAGAACUCGUGGAUGUGUUAACUUGAUUACAGCGCCGUCUGCCUCUGGCAAAGGACCCGGGAGCGCUGUGGCGGCUGUAUGUGUGGACCCGUCGGGCAAACUGUUGGUCUCCGGACACGAGGACUCGAAUUGCAUGCUUUACGACAUAAGAGGCGGUCGAAUCAUACAGACAUUCCAACCCCAUUCGGCUGACAUCCGCACCAUUCGCUUCUCCAACAAAGCCUACUAUCUGUUGACCGGCGGUUACGACAAUAAGAUUGUGUUGACUGACCUCCAGGGAGACCUCACCCAACCGUUGCCCAGUAUAGUAGUGGCCGAGCAUUCCGACAAAGUGAUCCAGGUCCAUAUAAUGGCCACAAAAGUGGUGAACAUUAAUAUCGGUCUCUUGGGUCACAUCGACAGCGGGAAGACAUCUCUGGCCAAAGCCCUGUCCACCACUCAGUCCACGUCAUGCUAUGACAAGAACCCUCAGAGUCGCGAGAGAGGGAUAACCAUUGACUUGGGUUUCUCUUCGCUGACGAUGUCGUGUCCGACGCGUCUGUUGCAAGAGAUGGAGGCGUCGACGGGCCAAGAGUUGGCACAACCGAGCGAUUGGUGCCUUCAGAUGACAUUCGUGGACAGUCCCGGACACUCGUCGCUCAUUAAGACCAUUAUAGGCGGCGCUCAGAUCAUCGAUAUCAUGGUUCUUGUGGUGGAUGUCAUGAAAGGCAUUCAGACGCAGACCGCCGAGUGUCUGGUCAUCGGAGAGAUUACUUGCGAUCAAAUGGUUGUCGUCUUAAAUAAAGUCGAUUUGAUUGAUGAG